AUGAUCAUCCAAUCGCUGAAUAUUAUAAACUUGUCCAGUGUUAUUCUAUCCGCCACAGAACUCUCAUUGUGUUCCAAAGGCCUCAGCUUCUGCCCCACGUCAGGAGAAUACAAUGAAUUCCAAAUAUAUAAGGACCUCGAUAACUUCGCAAGAAACCUGAGACUCAGAGAGUAUUUCCACGAUCAUCCGCAAGACACCAGAGAGCGCAUUCCUAAUACUUCGAAUAAGUCAUGGACUCUAAAAGAGCAACGCGACAAGUACCUUGAUUUGUACAUCGAAUCGGUACAGCGUGAUGUGAUCAGAAACUAUCAACAACGAAAAUGUCUACGUCACAAUCUCACUCCUGCUGAACGCAUCGCUAUGCGUGAACUCAGCUCAAGAGAUGAUAUUAUUAUUAAACCUGCUGACAAAGGAGGAGCCAUAGUUUUUAUGAAUAAGCAAGACUAUCUAGAUGAAGGAUUUCGCCAGCUAAUGAACCAACAAUUUUACAAAGAACUUCAAGCAGAUCCGACCAAAAAAUUCACUAAACUAAUAACGGACACUUUGGACUUAAUGCUGGAUAAUGGAGACAUUUCGGAGGAGAUGCAUAAAGCAAUGAAGCCGGCCUAUCCAAAGGCUGGCCGCUUUUACACAUUACCUAAAAUUCACAAACAAGGAAAGCAAGUUUUUAUAGUAACAACGCACAACAUGUAG
Molecule: messenger RNA, 693 nt
Organism: Ixodes scapularis (black-legged tick)
Lineage: Eukaryota; Metazoa; Arthropoda; Arachnida; Ixodida; Ixodidae
Exons: 2
Coding region: 1-693 (230 amino acids)
Source: RefSeq, a predicted model, not a curated record